This is a messenger RNA of Lytechinus pictus (painted urchin), 2228 nucleotides long. RefSeq lists its product as uncharacterized. Bases 169 to 690 code for a protein of 173 amino acids. The transcript is spliced from 5 exons. The record is from RefSeq and is a predicted model, not a curated record. NCBI's taxonomy places the organism in Eukaryota, Metazoa, Echinodermata, Echinoidea, Temnopleuroida, Toxopneustidae.
GAGUAUUUAUAGUGUGAUACGCUGGUCAAGUUAUACUUCCUCGAACAGACCAACCCUUUCCAACUCCACUUUACUUCGCAUUCACCGAUCAGUUCUCGCAACUGGAGCAUAUACAUAGUCCAUUCUUCAUUAUUUGAUCUUGAAAACGAAAGACCUACGCCACCUACGAUGGGAUUUAGGAGACGAUUCAUCGGGUUCACAGGGGCCAUGCAGAUAUUGCUAACCCUGGCUAUGUUGAUUUUGACGGCACAACUUGCAGCCUUUUCCACGGUGCAAAUUACCAAUAACGCCGUAGGCACCCCUCUUUGGGGUGGUAUAAUCUUAUUGAUGUGCGGUGCUGGUAACAUCAUAGAUGCCCUGGAAUCUCCCUCAAAAAAACGGUCUCCACAACAGGACUACAUGUUACCUCUCAACUUCACCACCCUCCUUGCAAAUUUGACAGCCUUCGUCGUCUCGGCGCUCAUCCUUGGUCUCUUCUCGUGGUCAUUGAGCCCGGUCUUAGCCGUCGUGGUCAUACAUUUCUCGACCAUCAUCGUCGCUGCUAGUCUUAUCUGCAUAUUCUCUCUAUUCGCUCUCUUUGCUGAUUGUUUCGGUGUCUGCUUUGCACCGCCCCCGCAUCACCAGAGACCGUACUACGUUGACUACGAUGGACCACCCCGCGGCAUGCCAAACCAAGUCUUCAAAGCAUAAGCAUUUCCGAGAUUUGAAAAUCAGACCUUACGCGAGGAAUCGAAAUACUGAACUAGUAUCAGGUUGAUUUGUUUUUUUAAUCUGAAGGUCAACUUGCACGUGACCGUGCCGAGGCAUGAUGAUUGGCGUAUUAAUCAAUGAAAAGUAUAGAUGACCACGCCUUUUCUUAGAUUGACGAAUGGGAGGCCUUAGAUAGACUAAAAUUGGACUAAUGGCGUAGUCAGCAUUGUUGCUGUUGAUUUCGGCUUGUACCAUCCAGAUGCGAGAAUUUACGCCUAUUUUUAUUUUAUUUUAUUUUUUACCGUGCAUCACCUUUUCCCGUAAACAGUAGGUGUACGGCGAGUCGAAAACAGCCAUUCUAUUUCAUCAUCAUUAUUAUUAUUAUCAUUGUCAUUAUUAUUACUAUUACUAUUGCUAUUAUUAUCAUUAUUAUUAAUUAUUAUUACUUUUUUUUUGGGUGCGGGGGUACCAGCUGCAUAUCAUGCGGUUCAUAUAUUAUAUAGAAAUAAAUAAAAUUGCUGUUUUCUACUCGCUCUGCCGGCACGCUAGGGGAAAUGUGAUAUGGUUGCCAUUAUGAUAGAUGUAGCAAACGAAAAAAAAAUCUUGAAAUAAAAAUGAGUCACUUGAAAGGUUAUUUAUAAUGUCGCUGACUUUAUUAGAUAACACAUGAAUAGAAUUACAUAUCUGUCUAUGAUAUUGUGUCGAGAUUCAACAAUAGAGGUUUACCUUUCACUAUCCAAAAAUGUUUGUAUAUAUUGCGUAGUAAACAGAAAUUAAAUAUUUAUUAUUGAUGUAUUUUACUUACAGUAAUUAUAGUUUGAUCAUUUCUUUACCUUAUUUAUUUUUACCAAAUAUGGAAUGAUGUUCUUUUCAAAAGUUUUAAUGUUGAUUUUCGUAAUGUGUGAGCGUUUUUGGUCUAGUGGUUCUGGCUCCUGACAAGCAGAGAGUUGUGGGAUCGAAUCCCAGCCAUGGCAUUUUCUCCUUCAGCAGGUAAUUUACCCCAUUGUGCUGCACUCAACCCAGGUGAGGUUAAUGGAUACCGGGUAGGAUCUAUUCCUUGAAUUGAAACGACAGCUCGAGCUGAAGCCGGGGUACUAAUUACAAUGCACAUCGGAAUAGAUUAUUUCUAGAUAAAUGAGGCAGCGUAAAUCCAUAUUAUUAUCAUUAUGUUUGACUACGCAAUGAUGACGUUAGAUCAUUCCGAUUUCGAAGGAUCUCAUGCGAAAUAGUUUCACUUUAGAAACUUCCAGAAAAAAUAGAUGAGUUUUUUUUCUAUAAAAUAGCAGGAAAAACGUUAUACAUUCGACUUACUCUGAUAUCCUCACCUUUGGCUAAAUAUAUUCUAGAACAUAAAAAAUAGAAAUAAUGAAUUAAAUUAAUGUUUUGUAAAGCACCAACCAAUCAAAAUAAUUGUCUGUUGAUCAAAUAUUCAAGAUAUUUUUCAUUGGCCAAUCGCAAUCACUUUUAGUAAUUUUAAUCAGUGUGCUCUAAAGUACGCCAUGUAAUAUCACGAAUAAAUUAGAGUGUAUUUAACAUGA